GCACGCAGCCGGCACAGGUCAGUCAGUAGGGGAGAGCGGACCAGAGUGACUGACAGACACCGGGGAGGGACUGAGUCGCACGCAGCCGGCACAGUCAAGAGUCUGAGGAUGGUGACAUCCCGGUUCGUCCUGGCACCACUGGUGCUGGCUGCUGCCGUCUCGGCGCAGACGUUCAUCAACUACUCCGGUGUUCCCAGUCAGCUGGGUCUGUUGCUUCAAGGAGGGUACGCGCGCAGCGGCGUCGACCCGUGCCACCCGUCCCCGUGCGGGCCCAACACCGAGUGCAGCAUCAACCACCGGGGCGUGGGCGUGUGCCGCUGCCUGCCCGGCUACUUCCCCAAGCCGGACACCGUCACCGGCUGCGGACCGCAGUGCACCAGCGACUCCGAGUGUCCCGGCUACCGGUUCAUCUGCCGCAACCAGAAGUGCGUCGACCCGUGCCAGGACGGAAACCCGUGCGGCAUCAACGCCGAGUGCAACGUGGUGAACCGAGCGGUCCGGUGCACCUGUCCGCCCGGCUACGAGGGCAGCCCCUACAGCCGCUGCUCGCUGGCCUCCAUCACAGCUCGUGCCAGUGGCCCCAUUUACCGCGGCUCUCACAGCAACACCGUCUACCGCACCCGGAACGCCAUCGUGAGCCCGCCGGCGCCUCCCAGCGACCCCUGUUCGGGCACCGUGUGCGGCCCCAACGCCGAAUGUGAUGCUGUCAACGGACGAGCGGUGUGCUCGUGUCCGGCCGGUUACCAAGGCAACCCGCUGACCGGCUGCCGCCGCGGAGAGUGCACCGACGACGUGGAGUGCCCGCUGCACCAGGCGUGUAUCGACCUGCGGUGCCAGAACCCGUGCUCGGUAGGAGUGUGCGGCUCCGGGGCCGACUGUAACGUGGAGAACCACGGCGCCAUCUGCAGCUGUCCGGUGAACCACAUCGGCGACCCCUUCAUCAGCUGCCGAUACGACCCCGAGGCCGCCUGCUCGCCGUCUCCGUGCGGCACCAACACCAACUGUAAGGUGGAGGGCGGCCGGGCCGUCUGCAGCUGCAUCCAGAACUACAUCGGCAACCCGCUGUCCGGCUGUCGGCCAGAGUGUGUCUCCAACGGCGAGUGCGCCGGCCACCAGACCUGCGUCCAGAACCGGUGCCAGAACGCGUGCUCGGAGGGCGCCUGUGGCCAGGGGGCUCGCUGUGAGGCGGUCAACCACCGGGCCGUGUGCAGCUGCCCUCAGUACUACCGUGGCAACGGCCUGACCGGCUGCUACCCCGAGUGCACGAGCCACAGCGAGUGCGCCGCCCACCAGGCGUGCUUCCAGCUGCGCUGCACCGACCCGUGCGCCGGCGCCUGCGGGGUCGGCGCCGAGUGUAAGGUCACCAACCACAAGGCCAUCUGCUCGUGCCCCAAGGGCUACGAGGGUCACCCGUUCGACAGCUGCCGGCCGGCACAGCCCAAGGACCUGUGUUCGCCAAACCCGUGCGGCCAGAACGCCGAGUGUAACCCGGGCACGGACAACACGGGAGCGCCGCGGCCCGUCUGCACGUGCCCGCGCGGCUACUUCGGAAACGCCCUCUCCUUCUGCCAGCGCGGAGAGUGCGAGACUGCGGCCGACUGCAGCUCCAGCCAGGCCUGCUACGGCUACCACUGCCGCAACCCGUGCAUCAGCGAGGCGGGCGGCAGCGUGUGUGGUACCAACGCGCUCUGCAACGCCAAGAACCACAAGGCGGUCUGCUACUGUCCGCAGGAGUACACCGGCGACCCGCUCACCGAGUGCCGCCUGAAGCCCGUGGCCAGGAGCAACAUCCGGCGCUACAAGCGUUUCCUGGACGGUCUGCUGUCUCUGGCCAGGAAGGAGGCGGAGCAGGAGGCUGCCGAGGAGGCUACUGAGGAGCAGUGAGACGGGAGCGACUUCACAGACCACGGCAGACGACAGCGAGUCAGGAGUCGAUGCAGUGUGACAAGCGAGAGAGGGCGUAAUGUCACAGGGAGAGAGAUUCAGUGUAGCGUGACGCUGGAACAGCGGAGGACUCUGGCCCAUACGAUCGUGGUAAGCGGUAGUAGCUGGAGAUGGUACAGCCAUCUGGUGGAUAGCAUUACCCAGGCAACAAACUAGAUGGCGCCUGGUUGGAGAAAUAUGCAUCGUUUAGGCUGCAGAAGCCGUUCCUUAGAACUAAGAGGGAUGCCUGACUGUCUAAAACGUCAGGGCGAACUGCAAAGGACACCCCGGCGGACUUCUAGGCGCCCUGGCGGCCUGCUAAGCGCCGUGGCGGACUGCUGGGGGCGCUGCCGUCGAGGUCAUUAGUCUCUCUGGCACUAUGUGCUCGCACAGUCCACGACAACUCAUUAACUCAUGCGCCGUUCAGCAUCGGGCCUCGCCGAGCCCGCGGGCCCCUCAUACUCAUCUCACGGGACCGGGACGCUGCCGGCUGCUCUGGGGCCAGGCUGACCUCACCCGAACCGGCCGGGUCGGUAGGGCUGCCCGGCUCCCAGGGCAGUGUGCCCCGCCAGACACUCAUCACACAGGGCUAACAUAAACCGCGGUUCAGCGCGCUUCAUUACUACAUCCAGUGUAUGUGUGUUCGUGUGGCACCUUGUGGUUUUAACAUGUCAGAGAUAAGACAAUACACCGUCUAGCGAGACGAA
Amphibalanus amphitrite is the source of this 2630-nucleotide messenger RNA. Its product is annotated as neurogenic locus notch homolog protein 1-like. The transcript is spliced from 12 exons. The record is from RefSeq and is a predicted model, not a curated record. The coding region runs from base 109 to 1884 and encodes 591 amino acids. NCBI's taxonomy places the organism in Eukaryota, Metazoa, Arthropoda, Thecostraca, Balanomorpha, Balanidae.